Prorocentrum cordatum is the source of this 675-nucleotide messenger RNA. NCBI's taxonomy places the organism in Eukaryota, Dinophyceae, Prorocentrales, Prorocentraceae. The record is from the annotation of a GenBank genome assembly.
GACGGCGCCUCGGUGCAGAUGCAGGAGCACGGCGAUGUGUUCCUCACCGACAGGGAGAUUAUGAAGAAAACAAUUUUGCGAGGAGAACCCAUUGUCUUCUGUUCGAAUGCGCGUGGCUCCGUCCGGAAGACCCUGCCGAGCCAGGAGCCAGGCGCCCGCGGGAGAACAAUCGCCCUCCGGCAGAACAAUUGGAAGGCGGUCAUGCAGGCGGGGCUCAGCCAGUAUCACAUUGGCACGUGCGACGACGGCUCGAGCGCGGAGGACCAGCCGGGCGCCCCGCGGAUCCACUUGAAGCUGCCGCCGCCCGACCGCCGCGACCUCCACCUGCCAUUCCACAACCGCCUGAUGAAGCUGUGCGGCGUUUCCUUGCAGGCGUGCACGAGUGCGAUUGGGGCAAAGGAGACCAGGAAGAGGAGAGCUCCGCCUGCCUCCGCCAGCGCUCCGCGAGCCGCGCGGCAGCGGGGGGCCGCGGUGCCCGGCGGGCAGGCGGGGGCCCCGCGCGGCCCGGGCGUGACGGCGGCGGCGGGCGGAGUAGCAGGAGGAAUGCCCGGCGGCGCGGGAGGGGCCGAUGCGGCGGCGACGGCCAGCGGCACAGCGCCGACGCCCGCCGGCGCGGCAGGCCGCGGCGCGGCGCCGGCGCGGGCGCGCCCCAGCCCUGCCCCGGGAGAGUGGUAG